This is a messenger RNA of Drosophila elegans, 985 nucleotides long. RefSeq names its product SUMO-conjugating enzyme UBC9-B-like. The coding region runs from base 273 to 752 and encodes 159 amino acids. Gene Ontology annotation, biological process: protein sumoylation. The transcript is spliced from 2 exons. Gene Ontology annotation, molecular function: SUMO conjugating enzyme activity. The record is from RefSeq and is a predicted model, not a curated record. Gene Ontology annotation, cellular component: nucleus. Lineage: Eukaryota; Metazoa; Arthropoda; Insecta; Diptera; Drosophilidae.
UCCUAUGGGCCACCACUAGCACAACAAAAAAAUAGUUCUAAGCAAAUCGAAAAAAAGGCGGGAAACCUUAGGUGCGGAAAGAAACAAAAAAUACACACAUGUGUCAUAGAGGAGGCGUCUGAAAUUCGAAAUAAUCUAACACAGAUAACAAAAGUCGUUAAAGUGCAACACCAUUGAAAAGCAACCAGAACGUCCAACGAAGGGUGAAAUUGCCAUUAAAUAGGGAAUUCGGGAUACACAUUUACCGGAAGUAAAGACACCAAGUACUAACCAUGUCUGGCAUUGCAAUCACGCGUUUGGGCGAGGAGCGAAAGGCGUGGCGCAAGGAUCACCCCUUCGGAUUCGUGGCGCGUCCCGCCAAAAACUCGGACGGCACCCUCAACCUGAUGAUCUGGGAGUGCGGCAUUCCCGGCAAGAAGUCCACCCCCUGGGAGGGCGGCCUCUACAAGCUGCGCAUGAUCUUCAAGGACGACUACCCCACCUCGCCGCCCAAGUGCAAGUUCGAGCCGCCGCUGUUCCACCCGAACGUCUAUCCCUCGGGCACCGUCUGCCUGUCGCUGCUCGACGAGGAGAAGGACUGGCGCCCGGCCAUUACCAUCAAGCAGAUCCUGCUGGGCAUCCAAGACUUGCUCAACGAGCCGAACAUCAAGGACCCGGCCCAGGCGGAGGCCUACACCAUUUACUGCCAGAACCGGCUGGAGUACGAGAAGCGUGUCCGCGCCCAGGCCCGCUCCAUGGCGGCCACCGAGUAAUCCGAGUCCCGCUCGCGAACUUCCCACAUAGACAUAAGCAAAUAUCCAUCUAGGCACACUCAAUUCAAUGCUCUCCAUAUCUAUAUACUCUUACUAAGUCUACUUGUGUAUGUACAUAUGAAUUUUAACCGAACUAUACUGCGCACACAAAUCACAUUUGUUUAUAUCAUAAAACGCAUUUGAUGUAAGCCAUUAUUUGUACUCCAUCUUAAUAAAACCAAUAAGUUCUGGAA